GACAGCUCUAACUCGUAGGUUGGUUCAUCCAUCUGUCUCCACAGCGUGACUAGCUCGUCACAUCCUCAAUAUUUAUCAUUUUGCGAUGACUUGACUUCCCAUUUUCUGCCGUCUAGAUCACGCCUUAACAAUACAGAAAAUUCACCACAAUUCUCUGCCUAUAAUACAAUUCAUAACCUCGUAGCUUUUCUCAGUCACAAACAACUCAAUCAGUUUAAAUGGCAUCCCAUUUUCUCGCCUCCCUCCUCCUUCUCUCCCUCCUCACCUCUGCCUCCGCCGCCGGAAUCGCCACCUAUUGGGGCCAGCGCGGCGAUGAGGGUUCCCUCACCGACGCAUGCAACUCCGGCCUCUACCAAUACGUCAACAUCGCCUUCCUAAGCACCUUCGGCGGCGGUAGAAUCCCCAAACUCAACCUCGGCGGCCACUGCAACACCGACUUUGGUACGUGCACGGGCUUAAGUGCCGAGAUCCGCACGUGCCAAGCCCUUGGCAUCAAGGUGCUCCUCUCCCUUGGCGGCGCCACCACCGACACUUACUCCCUCUCCUCCCCCGACGACGCGGCGCAGGUCGCCGCCUAUCUAUGGGACAACUACCUCGGCGGCAGCUCCGCCACCAGGCCAUUGGGCGACGCCGUCCUCGACGGCAUCGACUUCGACAUCGAGAAGGGCACGAACCAGCCCUGGGAUGAGCUGGCCAAAGCCCUCUCACAGAGGAAGGUGAUCCUUUCUGCUGCGCCGCAGUGCCCGAUUCCCGAUGCGAACCUGGGUCCGGCCAUCGAGACGGGGCUUUUCGAUUACGUUUGGGUGCAGUUUUACAACAAUCCGCAGUGUGAUUACAGCGGUGGACUUGACGGAGUUCUUGACAGCUGGAACAAGUGGGUGGCGGCGGUGCCCAGGGGCCAGGUGUUUAUCGGAGUGCCAGCGACGGCCGAUGCGGCGACAAGCGGACACAUUCCACCAGAGGUGAUGAAAUCGCAGGUGUUGCCGGCGAUCAAGAAUGCGGGAAAUUAUGGAGGGGUGAUGGUGUGGAAUAAGUUCUAUGAUACGGGAUUUAGUGCAGCCAUUUCGCCCAAUCUCUGAAAACUUCCUUUAUCUUUAUGAUUUGGUUAAGGGUUUAUUGUUUUUGGUUAAGGGUUAUAUACUCAAUUUGACCGCGAUUUUAUAGGCAAUUAACCCUUAAAUAAAAGUGCAAGCUGCAUUUUAUUCA
Molecule: messenger RNA, 1206 nt
Organism: Salvia splendens (bonfire salvia)
Lineage: Eukaryota; Viridiplantae; Streptophyta; Magnoliopsida; Lamiales; Lamiaceae
Product: acidic endochitinase-like
Exons: 1
Coding region: 219-1079 (286 amino acids)
Biological process (GO): carbohydrate metabolic process
Cellular component (GO): extracellular region
Molecular function (GO): chitinase activity
Source: RefSeq, a predicted model, not a curated record